Macroventuria anomochaeta is the source of this 4434-nucleotide messenger RNA. Its product is annotated as phosphoinositide 3-kinase regulatory subunit 4. The coding region runs from base 1 to 4434 and encodes 1477 amino acids. Gene Ontology annotation, cellular component: phosphatidylinositol 3-kinase complex, class III, type I; late endosome; nucleus-vacuole junction. The transcript is spliced from 3 exons. Gene Ontology annotation, biological process: protein phosphorylation; autophagy of peroxisome; protein targeting to vacuole. The record is from RefSeq and is a predicted model, not a curated record. NCBI's taxonomy places the organism in Eukaryota, Fungi, Ascomycota, Dothideomycetes, Pleosporales, Didymellaceae. Gene Ontology annotation, molecular function: protein binding; protein serine/threonine kinase activity; ATP binding.
AUGGGACAAGGGUUCUCACUCACCACGCUCUCGGCUGGCACCGCCAACAUCGAUGUACCAGAGCUGGCUGACUUGCAAUAUGAAAAAUCUCUAGGUGCUGCGCGGUUCAUGAAAGCCGUGAGGGCACGACACAAAGAUGGCCUUGUUGUGGCACGUGUGGUGAUGAAGCCAUACGCGCACUUCAAUUUCGAGACAUAUGCAAGGCGAUUACUGCAUGAACGCAAGGUACUUGCAGAAGUUCCGAACGCUUUGGCAUAUCACCGUAUCAUCGAAACAGCUGCUUGUGGUUAUCUCGUCCGUCAGUACAUCCACAGCUCUCUGUACGACAGACUCAGCACACGUCCGUUUUUGGAGGAGAUCGAGAAGAAAUGGCUAUCUUUCCAGUUGCUGUCUACGAUACAGGACUGUCAUGCCCAGAAUAUAUAUCAUGGCGACAUCAAGACGGAGAACAUCCUGGUCACAUCCUGGAACUGGCUUUACCUAACCGACUUCUCUUCCGCGUACAAGCCUGCGCAUCUUCCAGAAGACAACCCCGCUGAUUUCUCGUUCUAUUUCGACCUGUCUGGGCGGCGGACAUGCUAUCUGGCCCCUGAACGAUUUCUAGCACCUGGCCAGCAGCCGGAGGGAGAAGGCAGUGUGAACUGGGCGAUGGACAUAUUCAGCCUGGGCUGUGUUAUUGCAGAGCUAUUCCUCGAGGCGCCAAUCUUCUCUUUGAGCCAGCUUUUCAAGUACCGACAGGGCCAGUACAACCCAGAACACUCCCAUCUUAGCAAGAUUCAGGACCCUCACGUACGAGAACUCAUCAUGCACAUGAUACAGGUCGAUCCAAACUCCAGGAUGUCGGCCGAGGACUACCUCACGCAUUGGAGAGGCAAGGUGUUCCCAGAUUACUUUUACGGGUUCCUUCAACAGUACAUGUUUUCAAUCACAGACCCAUCGUCUGGGCGGAAGCCAGUAACAACUACUUCAGAGCAUCUUGGAGAGCCAGAUGAGCGUAUUGACCAGGUAUACAACGAUUACGACAAGAUAUCUCAUCUUCUUUCAAGCAGCGAAGGGAAAGAACUUGUCAAACCACGACAUUCACCGCCUAAGCCAAACGCGAAGUUGUUCCCACUGCAUAUCGACAUCCCCAACUAUCAACACCAAGCAUCUCCGACGCGAAGUCUUACGCAAGAUGACGGUAAUCUAAUCUUCCUCACUAUUGUCGUUUCGUGUAUGCGAGGGACAGCUCGUGCCUCUGCUCGUGUCCGAGGGCUAGAGCUCUUGUUAGCAUUCUCGGAGCGCUUGACUGAUGAGGCGAAAUUGGAUCGUGUCGUACCCUACGUUGCGCAGCUACUGACCGACAAGUCGGAGCAAGUGAGAAUCACCGCGCUGAGAUCUCUCACUCAAAUUCUUGCAAUGGUCCAGGUCGUAUCUCCAAUUAAUGCUUACAUCUUCCCGGAGUAUGUUUUACCACGACUAGAAACAUAUCUUCCCGACUCUUUGUCGGCGGCAAAUCCUCUGGUUCGUAUGCAGUACGCCUUGUGUAUAGGAACGCUCGCGACCACGGCUGCUAGAUAUCUCGACAUGAUUCAGGCAUUGCGAGCGGAUGGCGCCCUUCCAGCUACCGACCCUGAGGCUGAGGACAAUUUGUCUACGUCCGCACACCGCAAUCGCUUCGAUGCCGAUCGUCAGAACCUGCUUGAGGCGUUUGAAAAGCACACGAAAGCGCUCUUGACAGACUCUGCUGCUUCUGUACGCCGCGCCAUGCUGCGGUCCGUUUCUGAUCUGUGUGUGUUCUUUGGCAGUCCACGAGCGAACGAUGUUGUAUUGAGUCAUCUCAACACGUAUUUGAACGAUCCGGACUGGAUGCUGAAGUGUGGCUUCUUCGAAGCGAUAGUCGGAGUUGCUGUGUUCGUCGGCGGUGCGAGUUUGGAAGGCUACAUCCUUCCGCUCAUGGUCCAAGCAUUGACAGAUCCGGAGGAGUUUGUGGUCGAAAAAGUCAUACGUGCCCUGUCUUCGAUGGCGGAGCUUGGUCUGUUCCAAAGAUCCAAGACAUGGGAGCUCGUCGACAUCGUUGCACGGCUUACUAUGCACCCAAACCUCUGGAUAAGAGAAUCAGCUGCACAAUUCAUAUCGACUGCGUCAAAGUAUCUCUCCGUCGCCGACACACACAGUAUUUUGGUCAACUUGAUCAGACCAUACCUCAAGGUGGUGCCGUCUGAUUUUUCGCAAACUCGUAUCCUUGAGUCCCUCAAGAAACCAAUGUCAAGGUUACUCAUGGAGAUGGCCUCAAAUUGGGCCGUUCAAGCACAGAAAGGGCUCUUCUGGACUUCUGCAAGGCAGCAGCAGACCUUCACAUUUGGGUCGACAGAAGAAACCCUUCCCGCCAUCUCAGGCCGCGAGCUAGAUGCAAAGGUGCUUCAGAGAAUACAGAUGAAUGCCGAAGACGAGACUUGGCUGCAAAAGCUUCGUAAUGCGGGUAUGACAAGUGAAGAUGACUUCAAGCUUGUUGCUUUGCGAGAGUUCAUUUGGCGCGUGGUUCACCGGCGACGGUCCGAUAGCUUCGCAUCAACCCCAGCAAAGUUCAACAACAUCGUAAAGCUGAAGGAUCUGGGAGUCAACGCUCUCACUGUCAUCUUCGACGAAAAUGUGCAGCACGCUGUCAACAAGGAUCGGAUGGUCAGCAGUCAGCAUGAAGGUGUCACUCAACCCCGGACCCUUCAGGACGCGCUGCUCGAUGCGUCCACUACAGAGAUUGACGCUCUCACCUCUCGCAUGCCCCAUGCACAGAAAAACAAAGCGCUCCCAGAGAUUGGUACGACGUCUGCGAACGCUUUUGGCAAGGUCGAUGCAGCGCAUGCGCGAGACACCUCCCGUUCUCGCCAACCGUUGUCGCCACUUGCCGUUGACAAACCCCUACGAAGCUCUUCCCAAGUGCGCUUUAGGAAUGCGCACAACUACACCGGCAACGACCCUGCGAUUCUGAAGCUUCUCGAUUCGAUGCUUCUCGAGCGCUUUCCUUCUGGCGAGAUAGAGUUUGGACCCCGCAUCCAGCUACCACUCAGAAAACCAACCAUACGUUACAAAGACGCCCACCAGUCGGCAGCAGGCGUUCCUUGGAGACCAGAAGGCGCUCUGAUCACGACCUUUGGUGAGCACACUGCUGCCGUAAACCGCAUCUUGGUGUCUCCGGACCAAGGUUUCUUCAUCAGCGGAUCAGAUGAUGGUAGUGUCAAAAUUUGGGACACCUCGCGUCUCGAGCGCAACAUCACUCGACGGUCUCGACAGACGUACAAACUUGGUGACGACGUCAAGGUCACAAGUCUGGUCUUUGUGGAGGAAAGCUACUCCUUCGUGGCUACUGGCAGUGAUGGCAGUGUCCACGUGGUGCGAGUCGACUAUCUUCAAGGCCCAGAAGGGACUGCCAAGUUUGGCAGACCUCGACUUCUCCGCGAGUAUCAACUGCCCAAAGCUGACCAGGCCGUAUGGUCCGAGCACUAUACCGAGGACAACAAAUCUGUGCUAGUACUUGCCACGAAUACCUCGAAAAUCAUCGCACUCGAUCUGAGAACGAUGGAAGAGCUGUUCGUCCUGAAAAACACGCUGAAUCAUGGGACGCCGACCUGCUUCUGUGUGGACAAGAAAGCGCAUUGGCUGUUGCUAGGAACAUCCCAUGGUGUGCUCGAUCUCUGGGAUCUUCGAUUCAAGCUACGCCUCAAGGCUUGGGUCUACAGCGGUGCCUCGCCCGUACAUCGACUUCUCCUGGUACCAAUGCCAGGACGAAAGCAAAAGCAACGGCUGUACAUUGCUGGCGGUAGCGGAAAAGGCGAGGUGACGAUGUGGGAUUGGGAGAAGCACAUCUGCGAGCGUGUGUAUCGCAUCGGUGGUGGCAAGGAGACAGGGCUGAAGAGCACUUUGCUCACCGAUCUGGAUGAAGAGAAGCCGGGUGGUAUGCUCGGCCGCUUUGCUACCGCGCUGGAACCCACAGCAAAUCAGAGCGCAGACCGUGGUAUUCGUGCACUUGCUGUGCACACACAAGCAGUAGACGACAAGGGCGACGCAAAGCACACAUUCAUCCUCACUGCAGGUCCAGAUUGGAAGAUUCGAUACUGGGACACCUACAAACCGGAAGCCUCCAUGAUAGUCAGUGGCCUGGAGGCUGAUGAAGUCAAGCCCCAGUACGCUACAAGCCAGCCAGGCGUCGAUACCACUGUGAUCACAGAACUUUCAUCGCAGCCCCCUUCUCAGUCACUCAGUGGAAGAGAGAGCAAGAGCUUGUCUUCGAGCAAGAAGGCAGCACCUAAACCAUCGCGAACUGGCUUGAUAUCUCAACAGCAGCAGCAAUUGCUCAAGUCUCAUCUAGAUAAGAUCAUGGAUGUGGCUCUGGUUGAGCAGCCUUACGGCAUGGUCAUUACGGCUGAUCGGUCCGGGGUCAUCUACAUGUUCAUGUAA